ACACACACACACACACACACACACACACACACAUACACACACUCUGUUUCCUCAGUGUCUCUUUCCGAACGUGUCAGUCAGUCGACCAGUCAGUCAAUUAUUUUUGUGUGUGUGUCUGGUGGAGAUGCCUGAAAAAAGCUCUUAGCCUUCAUCUCUAUGACCAACGAUUCUUCAGGACACAAGAACCAGAGACGACAUCAGGGGGACAAACAGUUUCUGGCAGCAGAAAUUCCUCAGUCAUUUCACUGUUUGGUAUCACUUCAGCUGCCGUCUAUGAGCUGCGCCGUGGCAGCAGAGCGGGCUUUCCUACGAUCCUGACACACGGAAAAACCCAGUAAGAGCUCCCUGUAGCGCCAGCAGACGCCAUGUCUUCUCCCUCCCUCCCCAUGCCGUCUCUCCCCCCCAGUCCCCUGGCCAUGGAGUACCUGAACGACUUUGACCUGCUCAAGUUUGAGGUGAAAUCGGACACUCCUCCUCUUCCUCCUCCGUGCCCGUAUCCUAAAUCUGGCCUGCCCCAUGAUCCGUCAAGCUCCCCGUUCACCAGCAACCCUCCACAUGACUCCAGUUUGAGCUCCAGUCCUUACAACUCGCUGCCGCCUUCGCCGACGCUAAGCGACGCCCACCCGCCACCCUCGGGCUCUUCCUCUGUCUCUUCAUCGUCCUCCUCCAUCUCCUUCCCCCUGUCCUUAUCCAACAGCUUCACCUCUGGGAUCAGUUCCGGGUCCCAGGGGAACAUGGAGGGCAGCCCGGCGCAUGGCGGCCCUCAAGGCCCAACUCCCGCCUCUCUCGAGGACCUGAUCUGGCUGGCGGCGCUGCAGCAACAGUUUGGAGGCGAGGUGACGGGGCCCACCACUUUGCUAGGAGCCUUGGGAGGAGUGCCAGAGAGAGGGGAGAGAGAGAGGGGACCGGUGAAUGGCUUUCUGGGCUGCGAGGAUGCCGUGGAAGCCUUGCUGAACUCAGCUGCUGCAGCAGUCAGCUCUCAGUUCCCGGGUCUUUCUCAGAGCUCAACCAGCAACCUGGGGGACUCCAGCAGUGACAGCGGGGGAGACAUCUCCUGCACCAAGGGGGCAGACAUGUGCCAUCGCCCCCUUGUCUUCCUGUCGUCGGCCCCUCCCACACUCCCUAACGGUGCCCCCGCCUCGGUUCCUUAUCCACAGCCACUCAGCCCCCAGGGCCGCCUUCAUCACCACCAGCACCACCAUCAUCAUCCACACCACCCCAUGCACGCCAGCCAUCACCAUCAUCACCAGUCACAAGUCAACCAGCCAUGUGGGGUGAACGAGCGCUUCUCCGAUGAGCAGCUGGUGAGCCUAUCGGUGCGUGAGCUCAACCGGCACCUGCGUGGAGUGAGCAAGGACGAGGUGGUGCGCCUCAAGCAGAAACGCCGCACGCUCAAGAACCGCGGCUAUGCCCAGUCCUGCCGCUACAAGCGCCUGCAGCACCGCCACGCUCUAGAGUCAGAGAAGCAUUUGCUCACACAACAGCUGGAACAGCUACAGUGUGAGCUGAGUCGGGUGCUGAGGGAGAGAGACGCCUACAAGGCUCGCUACGAGAAGCUCCUCAGCACAAACCCAGGAGCUGCCAGCGAGGCCCCGCAGACACGCACCAGCAACCCGCCAUCCCCGCCCCCAGACUACUUCCUCUGAGUUUAGGCGUUUACGAGAGGAGCAAUGACGUCAAGAGACAAGACCAGCCAGCAUGGAGCAAUAAUUGAUGAGUGAUGGCAGUCGGGGGGGGGGGGGGGGGGGGGGGUUAGAACGCAAAGAUCUGUGUGUGUGCGUGGUUGUGUUUAUGUGCGAGAGGCAUUUCAAAGAGAGGCAGUUUCAGGUAGCUCUUAGGCUUUACAACGUUGAAAUACACUCUUUGAGUGACUUAAAGAGAAUUAAGUGAUGCUGUCUGACUACGUAGAUAAAAAGGGUCUUGCAAAAGUUUUCAUAUCCCCUGAACUUUUUUUUUUUUACGUUUUAUCAUAUUAAAAUCAGAAAUGUUGGUGCAUUUUAUUGGGAAUUCUUUUUCUAGACCAACACAAAAUUGUGAGUCAAUGCUCUGUAGGAACCAUUUUUGUCUCUAUCGGCUUGAACUGAAACUUUUCAUUCUUUUUGCGAAACUGUUCAACUCAGGUAAUGACGAACACUGAGUUUUUUAAAACUUUGGCCAGAUUUUUUCUUUUUUUAAAGAAAAUGUAUGUCUAGGCCGUUCUAACAACUAAACAUGCAUCGAUCCAAACCUGUUUGCGUUGUGGCUCCAGCUUUUGCCCCGGUCUCAAGGCUUUUGCAGCCUCCGGCAGGUUGUCUUGCACAAUUGCCCUGCGUUUAGCUCCAUCCGUCUUCCCAUCAGCCCUCACCAACCACUGGUCAAGAUUUUUGGCAGGGAUGCUACAAUUUUUGGGGGGAUCGUUUUUCCAUCCACUUCGAAGGUUGUGAAAAUCUGUAAAAUGCAUUGAAGUAAGUAGUUGUUACAAAAUGUUUUAAAAAAGAAGGGGGCAUUGAUAUUUUUGCAAGGCUCUGAAGAUAAACUAUUCUGAGGAUGCGCGACGAACUCAUGAGAGCUCUUCUGCCUGUGACAUCAGUGCAACAACGUACAAACAAGACUGUGAAAAUGGAUUUUAAGAAAAGCUUUAUAGUCCCUCACACUGCUGAGCAUGGUAUCUAUGCAACAAUAUAAUAUAUCUGCUAUGUAUUUUCCAUAUGUCCAAAUGAGCAAUCAAGGCUCACUGUAGCAUUUUUUUUUCUUCUUAUUUAUUUAUUUUUUUACAAUAUAAGCUGCUAAAGCUGCAGAGGUCUGAGUAGUGCAGUGAUGAUAUGUGGAGUGGUAUGGGAUUGUAUAACGUUUCCAUGGCAUGCAGUUGAAUAUUUGCCAGCUAAUAUUUCACAGUUGCCUACCAAAGUUUUUAAGCUCACCAAAACUUGUUAUUCUUUGUUUUAAGAAAAAAAAAUGAAUAAUCAUAGAUUAAAGAAUGUACAAGGA
Messenger RNA from Fundulus heteroclitus (mummichog), 2967 nucleotides. It is a transcript of the gene nrl, whose product is annotated as neural retina leucine zipper. Gene Ontology annotation, biological process: regulation of transcription by RNA polymerase II. The record is from RefSeq and is a predicted model, not a curated record. Gene Ontology annotation, molecular function: RNA polymerase II cis-regulatory region sequence-specific DNA binding; DNA-binding transcription factor activity, RNA polymerase II-specific. Gene Ontology annotation, cellular component: nucleus. The coding region runs from base 366 to 1646 and encodes 426 amino acids. NCBI's taxonomy places the organism in Eukaryota, Metazoa, Chordata, Actinopteri, Cyprinodontiformes, Fundulidae. The transcript is spliced from 5 exons.